This is a messenger RNA of Oncorhynchus nerka (sockeye salmon), 1932 nucleotides long. It is a transcript of the gene kctd16b, whose product is annotated as potassium channel tetramerization domain containing 16b. NCBI's taxonomy places the organism in Eukaryota, Metazoa, Chordata, Actinopteri, Salmoniformes, Salmonidae. Gene Ontology annotation, molecular function: protein binding. Gene Ontology annotation, cellular component: presynaptic membrane; postsynaptic membrane; signaling receptor complex. The transcript has 2 exons. Bases 1 to 1302 code for a protein of 433 amino acids. Gene Ontology annotation, biological process: regulation of G protein-coupled receptor signaling pathway; protein homooligomerization. The record is from RefSeq and is a predicted model, not a curated record.
AUGACGGAAACAAUGGCAUUGAGUGGAAACUGUAGGACUAACCCUACGUCAAAAGAACAAGGAUCUGUUCAGAAUAGUUUCCCAGAUGUUGUAGAAUUAAAUGUCGGGGGACAGGUGUAUUACACGCGUCAUGCAACGUUAGUAAGCACCCCAAAUUCCUUGCUGGGCAAAAUAUUCUCACCUAAGAAGGAUGCCACUAAUGAUUUGGCGCGGGACCCUAAGGGACGCUAUUUUAUCGACAGAGAUGGAUUUCUAUUUCGAUAUGUGUUGGACUACCUCAGAGACAAACAAGUUGUACUGCCCGACCAUUUUCCAGAGAAGGGGAGGCUCAGGAAAGAGGCGGAGUACUUCCAGUUGCCAGACUUGGUCAAACUAUUGACGCCGGAAGAUUUAAAACACAGCCCAGACGAAUACUUCCACAGUGAUUUUGAAGAUGGUUCUCAAGGCAGCGACCACAAGAUGUGUCCGCCGUCGUCACUCGUUCCGGCAGACAGAAAAAGUGGAUUUAUUACGGUUGGGUACAGGGGCUCUUGUACAAUAGGCAGAGAGAGUCAAACCGACUCCAAAUUCAGAAGGGUCCCGCGGAUUUUGAUUUGUGGGAGGGUUGCGUUAGCCAAGGAAGUUUUUGGGGAGACCUUGAACGAGAGUCGAGAUCCGGACAGGACACCGGAUCGAUAUACUUCCAGGUUUUACCUGAAGUUCAAACACCUUGAGAGAUCAUUUGACAUGCUGUCCGAGUGUGGUUUCCAGAUGGUUGCCUGUAACUCUUCAGUCACAGCGUCAUCCGUGAAUCAACACACAGAAGACAAGAUCUGGUCAAGUUACACUGAAUACAUCUUCUAUCGUGGCACCUCUCGGUGGUCCUCCCCACCCUGUGACUGCUGCUGCAAGAACCACAAAGGUGACGGAGGGGGCGAGAGCGGCACCUCCUUCAACGAGCUCUCCACCUCCAGCUCUGAGAGCCAGUCAGAGGCCAGCUCACCCCAGGGCACCGUCAUCUGUGGGCCAGUCAACCGGCAGUCCCACUCCCAUGUCCAGACCCUGGACCGGCCGCUGAAGAAGGGCCCAGUGCAGAUGCUGCAGCAGUCAGAACAGCGCAGGAAGAGUGAUCUCCUCCGCACGCUCACCACUAGCUCCCGAGACACCAGCACCUGUAAGAAGAGGCCAGCUAAGGAGAAGAUGACCAUUGAGGAGGAGCUGGAGAAAUGCAUCCAGGACUUUCGUAAGAUCAAGAUCCCUGAACGCUUCCCGGAGAGGAAGUACAUGUGGCAGGCGGAGCUGCUGAGAAAGUACCGUCUCUGAGACGGAGCCAGGCUAGCUGCUGUAGGAGUCACAAAGACGGAGCCAGGCUAGCUGCAGUAGAAGUCACAAAGACAAGCAUAAAACCAUGACUGUUUAGCUAACUGUAUGUAUUGUAUGUAUGUAGGUAUUGUAUGUGUGUAUGUAUGUAUGUAGGUAUUGUAUGUGUGUAUGUAUGUAUGUAGGUAUUGUAUGUGUGUAUGUAUGUAUGUAUGUAUGUAGGUAUUGUAUGUGUGUAUGUAUGUAUGUAGGUAUUGUAUGUGUGUAUGUAUGUAUGUAUGUAUGUAUGUAGGUAUUGUAUGUGUGUAUGUAUGUAGGUAUUGUAUGUGUGUAUGUGUGUAUGUAGGUAUUGUAUGUGUGUAUGUGUGUAUGUAUGUAUGUAGGUAUUGUAUGUGUGUAUGUGUGUAUGUAUGUAUGUAGGUAUUGUAUGUGUGUUUUAAUAUAUGUACACUGCCUUCAGAAAGUAUUCUUACCCCUUGACUUAUUCCACAUUAUGUUAUGUUACAGCUUGAAUUCAACAUGGAAUAAAUUGAUUUUCCCACCCAUCUACUCACAAUGCCCCAUAAUGAAAAAGUGAAAACAUGUUUUGAAAAUAAAAUACAGAAAUAUCUCAUUUAAAUAAGUAUACACACC